UGUAUCAAACUCUAUAUUUAGGAAGAACAACUGUGAGCUAUGACAGGAAUUCUCUUUAACACUUAGCCUUAACGGUUUAAGUUCCCCUCCAGCCCCGAGCCAGGAGCAGUUCUCAAUACCGGGAGAGGCACAGAGCUAUUUCAGCCACAUGAAAAGCAUCGGAAUUGAGAUCGCAGCUCAGAGGACACCGGGCGCCCCUUCCACCUUCCAAGGAGCUUUGUAUUCUUGCAUCUGGCUGCCUGGGACUUCCCUUAGGCAGUAAACAAAUACAUAAAGCAGGGAUAAGACUGCAUGAAUAUGUCGAAACAGCCAGUUUCCAAUGUUAGAGCCAUCCAGGCAAAUAUCAAUAUUCCAAUGGGAGCCUUUCGGCCAGGAGCAGGUCAACCCCCCAGAAGAAAAGAAUGUACUCCUGAAGUGGAGGAGGGUGUUCCUCCCACCUCGGAUGAGGAGAAGAAGCCAAUUCCAGGAGCGAAGAAACUUCCAGGACCUGCAGUCAAUCUAUCGGAAAUCCAGAAUAUUAAAAGUGAACUAAAAUAUGUCCCCAAAGCUGAACAGUAGUAGGAAGAAAAAAGUGGUAAAAGAACUCAGUGAUAUCAAAGAAUUGAAGAGGAACAAAAUAAGUAUCAAAGUGGUAAUGACGCAUCAAUUACAAGAAAAAGAAAUGAUUAGCAAAGGUAAAACCUAAGAAUAAUUCUACAAUGAUGCUAAUGAGCACCGAGAAAGUCGCAAUUGAAAGCCUUGGAACUGAUGAAGCUCUAAAAAGAAAUUCUCCUUCUGAAGUUUCAAGAAUCCCUUCUGUCUGUGUUGGACAUUGCAGCAUGGCCACAUGUGUGGCAGUCAGACUUCAUGAUUGUAUACUAAACUAAGGUUUUAGAAAAAUGCAAAAUUUUAGUGAUUCUUGAUAGCUCACUUAGUAGGUUUUGGUUGUGUAUAGAAGUGAGAAUCUAUGGAAUUAAUCCCCAUUCAUCAUUAGGAACUGAAGAAAGCACUUGUGUUUUUGUAUCGAGAAGUCUUUUGAGGUCAACCAGUGGGCCUUGGACCAUACUUUGAGAAACACUGCUGUAGGGCAGUAAAUGAGAGUAAGUUGGAAUGAUCUGCAGUUCCUUUGUACCCAUACACAGCCUCAUAAUCUCAAGUUAGUCUCUAUCUCAUACCCCACAUCAGCUAGCCAGCCCUGAUUUUGGAUUUUGUAGAUUUGAAAAGAAUCUUUAUAAUGCCCUGUUGGGGGAGGUGUGCCCUUAUCUUAGUCUGCUCGGGCCACUAUAACAAAAUACCAUAGACUGGGUAGCUAAAACAGCAGACAUUUAUUUCUCACCAUUCUGGAGCUGAAAGUCAGAGAUGAGGAUGUCAGUAUUGUUGGGUUUUGGUGAGGGUUCUCUUCCUGGCUUGCAGAUGGCCAUAUUCUUGCUGUGUCCUUUGAUGUCUCUUCCUCUUCUUAUAAGGGUGCUAAUUCUAUCAUGGGGACCCCACACUCAUGACCUCAUCUAAACCUAAUUACCUCUCAAAGGCCCCACCUCCUAAUAUUAUCACAUUGAGGAUUAAGGCUUCAACAUAUGAAUUUGGGGGAGGGACACAAACAUGCAGUCCAUAAGAGUCCUCUUCCUCCAGCACUCUGCCCCAUCCCUAGCAUCUUCUGUUUAUCCUGUCAGAAACUUACUGAAUUGUAAUGUAUUGGUUUUCUUGUUUACAUCUUUCUUAUGAUGCUAUCGCAUAGCUCCUUUAAAGGCUGCAAUUCACAUGAUACAUAUUAGGCACACAGGGCAAGUCUGGAGGAUGUUGCCGGUGCCCUGACCACAGCAAGUCUGGGAUCACUUAGAAAUGUAGACAUUCCAAGUCCUUGUAAUCUUAGGGAGCUUACCACUUUAAAAGAAAGACUAGCUUCUCUCAAAAGGUCCGUAGUUAACAUUGUUGACCAAAAUCAGUAAUGGGCCCAGAAAUUUGACUUUAAUUAAUUGAUUGUAUUCCUCUGGGAAACUAAAAAAUUAAGGAAAAUGUCAAGUUUGUCUCAUAUUCCUCAAAAGAGGAGAAAGACGUGUAAACCAGAAGAAAACUUAGUAUUCAAGAAUUCUUUGGCUUUAUUUUUCAAAUAACAUCCACGUCUAGAUAAGACAUAUUUACCAACCUGUCAUCCAGAGAGUUGUCAUCUCUGAUAGGGGAGAACAUAAGGCGCUCAUUACUCUUAAAUGUUAAACAUGCAUCACCAUCAUUCCUACUGAUUCAAGGGCUAAUUCUGAGAGUGUUGGAAGAAGGGCAAAUUGAUAUACCCAGAUAAUUGAUUAAAAAGUGCAUUUAGUACAUAACAACAGACCCCCAAAACACAUGAAGCAAAAACCAACAGAAAUGAAGGAAGAAACAGACAAUCUAAUGAUAAUAAUUGGGGAAUUCAAUAUCCCAUUUUCCAUAAUGUCUAGAAUAACUAGACAAAAGAUCAACAAGGAAAUAUAAGACAAGAACAACACCAUAAACUAACUAGACCUAAUAUAUAUAUAUAUAAUGUGUAUAUACACACAUAUACACACAAAUGUGUAUAUAUACACAUAUACACAUAUACACAUAUACACAUUAAUGUGUAUAUGUACAUAUACACAUAUACACAUAUACACAUUAAUGUGUAUAUGUACAUAUACACAUAUACACAUAUACACAUUAAUGUGUAUAUGUACAUAUACACAUAUACACAUAUACACAUUAAUGUGUAUAUGUACAUAUACACAUAUACACAUAUACACAUUAAUGUGUAUAUGUACAUAUACACAUAUACACAUUAAUGUGUAUAUGUACAUAUACACAUAUACACAUUAAUGUGUAUAUGUACAUAUACACAUAUACACAUAUACCCAUUAAUGUGUAUAUAUACACAUAUACCCAUUAAUGUGUAUAUAUACACAUAUACCCAUUAAUGUAUAUAUAUACACAAUGUGUAUAUAUACACAUAUACACAUAUACACAAUGUAUAUAUACACAUAUACACAUAUACACAAUGUGUACAUAUACACAUAUACACAUUAAUGUGUACAUAUACACACACAUUAAUGUGUACAUAUACACACACACACGUGUAUAUACAUUCUAUAUGUAUAUAUACAUAUACACAUUCUCUAUACAUAUAUGUGUGUAUAUAUAUUAUAUAUAUAGUGUGUGGAUAUGUAUAUAUACCCACAUAUAAAACACUGCCCAACAACAGCAGAGUACAUGUGUACACAUUCUUCUCAAGUGUACAUGGAACAUUGUCCAGGACAGACCAUAUGUUAGGCCAUGAAAUAAGUCUCAAAUUUAAAAGGAUUGAAAUCAUACAAAGUAUGUUCUAUGACCAUAAUGGAAUGAAAUUAGAAAUCAAUAACAGAAGGAAGUUUGGGAAAUUCACAACUUGUGGAACUUAAACAACAUGCUUCUAAAUAACCAAUGAGUCAAAGAAGAAAUCACAAGGUACAUUUAAAAAUAUUAAUACUUUGAGGCGAAUGAAAACAAAAAUACAGCAUACCCAAAUUUAUAAGAUGCAAUGAAAGCAGUACUUAGAGGAAAGUUUACACUUAUAAAUGACUAUAUUAAAAAAGAUCUCAAAUCCCAUAACCAACCAAUCAAAUCAAUAUUAGCACCUAUUCCAUAUUUGGGAAACAUGCCCUUUAUCAUCUUAUAGUAAACUUAUGAGUAAAUUGAUUCAUGAAUGGAAAUAUCAUUCCUUUCAAAUGGUAAGGAAUAAUAAAUGUAAUAAAUCUAUUUGUAUAAACACUAUAACAAUGUAACAGAGACUGGGAAAUAAAAAAUGAUUGCCCAGUAGAUCACCAUAUUAGCAAAAUACUGACUUUGGUAUUUCCCCUUCUAGUCUUUUCCUCUGGGUUUACUUCUGGGAUGCAAUACAACCAAGUUGCUAACAAUAUGUUGAUCUGGGGUUGUGAAGACUUGGUCUCAUUUCCUUCUACGUUUGCAACUUUGCGCUCUAUGCCUCUAUUUUCUUGUUUGAUAAAAGCAGAAAAUGGCACCUCUCUCAAUCAGUAGUUGUGAAGGGUUAGGGAGAUGUAUUUUUAAAAGUAUCUCCAGGCACAGUACCUGGGAUGGGUCAUUACUCAGUAAAUAGGAACUGGUUCUUAUAUAUUUUUCUUAUAUAGCAUCAUUUGUAGCACUUGUAUAGUUUUGUAUCUUGCUUUUUCCACUUUACAUUUUAUCACAAGAUUAGUUUUCAUGUUGCUUUGCAGCCUUCAGAAUUAGGAUGAUUUAUUUCUCAUAGUCUUUGACUUAUCAUGAUUUCAUAACCUUUUCCUUUUGCCAGAAGACAGAGGACUGAUUUAUUGUUUCACAUAGAACUAGACUUAAAAACACUUCUCCAAAUGUCUCCUCUGUGGUUUGUGGAAAUUUUUUGUCCUCAUUUUUGAAAUGUUCCCUGCUUUGACCCAAUUACAGAGCUCUAUUCACUUUCUCUGAAGGAAAUGGUUUUAUGCUGAUAUUUUUCAUUCUCUAGUGAAGCCACAUUUCUUUUGAUUUGUGAUGCUCUUUUUAAAUUUUUCCUGAUCUUCACUUGGUUAGGAUAAAGACAGGUUCUGCAGUGAUUCUGAACUGUAUCAAGGUCUUGUUCAUUUGUUUUCCUGGCUGGCAAAACUCUUGUUUUAGACCCUGGUUACAGUCUGUGUGGGUGUAGAGGACUUGAGAGUGAACGCAAGAAGACUUUGAGUUGAUUGUGGCAGUUGCUUUAAGAGCCUCUCAACAGUAAACACACAGAAGCUACCUGUGUAGUUUCUAUUAAAACAGAGAUUUGGAGGGUCUAGUGUGUGAAUUAUCAGGAAGAAAUUGGAAUUGGUGCGAGAGCUUUUAGGGAGUAGACUUGAGACCAGAGAAGCACAUUUGCUUCAGCCAGCUUGGUGGAAAGCAGAGGUGACUCCGAACCCAAUUCUGUUGAUCUUCCUAUACUGGCACACACAUCUCCAUGGGCCAAAAGACAGUUACACCUGGCACCUGUUCUACUCUCAAUGUAAUGGAACUCAUUACUCUAUCUCAUUUGUUCUCAAUGGGGGGAGGGUGUGGAUUUUUCCUCCCAGGGGACAUUUGGCAAUGUCUGCACACAGUUUGAAUUGUCACAACUAGGGGUGGGCUGCUACUGUCCUCUAGUGAGGAGAGGCCAGGGAUGCUAUUAAACAUCCCACAAUGCCAAGGAUGGCCUCCUGCAACAAAGAAUGAUCCAGCCCCAAAUGUCAGUACUGCUGAGAGUGAGUAACCCUGAUUUACCUGCUUGAAAGGUUGAUGUUAGGUCCAGCUUGCUGCGGACUUUUCUUUCCAAGCAAUCAAUGCAUUGCAUGUCACAGAAAUUAAGACAGUAAUAAAAAGAGUAAAGUAAUUAAUUGCCAAUAUUUAUAAUCUCUUCACAGUAAUUAAGACUUAGGAAUGAAGCACUCUUAAAUAUGAUUCUUGUCAAUUGCCAGAUUAAACAUAUUUAUGGUAUAUGGUCUAUGUGGAAUUGCCUCAAACCCAACUAUUUUUAUAGGUUAUUUUUUCAUCUCAAAUGUAUCAGAAAGCAGAUUAUCUCAGCAGCUCAUCAAGUCUUCUAAAGUAUUAACAUUAAGCAUUAGUAGUCACCAGCAUCAAUAUCAAUGUCAUCAUUUUUAUUGUCAUCAUGAACAUUCCCAUUUAUUAUAUGCUUGUGAUAUGCCUGGUACCAUAUUUUGCACCUCACAUGCAUUAUUUCAUUCAUUCCUUGUGCUGACUGCAUGGGGUAUUACUACAAUGCUCAUUUUGUUUAUGGGAGAGUGAAGGCUAAGACAGCUUAUGCAACUUGACCGAGGUCACCCAGAUUGUAAGUCACAGAGGUAAGGUGCAAACCAUCAUCUGUCACACUAAACAGCCAGUCCUUUUAAUCACUAUCACCCACUGCAUUCUUAAAAAAUGUUCUUUUAGUUAUAGUCUUUGCAAAUAAUAUUUCACCAUGUUGGGUCAGUGCAAAGCAAGCAAAGACUAAAGAGACUGCAGAAACUGUCACUGUCACAAAGACGAACACUGAAACAUAACCCUGGCAUGUUGGUUGAUGUGUUCCUUUGUUUGCUCAUUUGUUUAUUCAUUCACAUAUUCAUUCUUUUAGUUAGUCAGCAUUUACUAAACACAAAAGAUGCACCAGGUGCUGAGUAUAUCAGGCAUUAGGGAUUCAAAUAUGCCAGAGCAUCUACCCUGGUUCACAGUUUAAUGGGCAAAACAUUGCAUGGAAGCACAAAUAAUUUGCUCUUUUUAAGGAUUUUGACAAAAAGGAAGAGUUAAUGCCCAUAAACAUCAGAGAAAGUAUGAGAGAGAGAGAGAGAGAGAGAGAGAGAGAGAGAGAGAGAGAGAGAAAGGAGGGGAAGGGAGAGGAGGGGAAAGGAGAGGAGAGGAGACAGAAAAACACCGAUUAUGGCAGUGCUGGGGAUGACAUGGACUUUGCCCAGUGCUGACAAAACUGCAGCAGAGCAAUACCAGACCGCUGCAGAGCCCACCUGCCUUUGCUCCGGAGAUGAGCAAGGGCUUGUCAGGAGUCUCUGUGUCAUUCAUGGUGCAGCAGUCUCCGACCCAUGAAGCCUUUUCGCUCAUUCCCUCUCACGCUGUGUGCAGCCCACGCAGAAAACUGGGGAAGUGAAUUCCAGGCUGUCUAAUCAGGGUUGGCUGCAUCGUGACAAUGCUGCUCAUUUUAACUCCCUGCACAUGCUGUGGCAUUUGAGAAGGGGAAGGAAUCACGAGGAGCAAAUCAAGACUUGCAAAUUUAACUUGUACUCCCUUACCACUGCUCCCUGCCUGUGAACUGAUCAUUCCACACCCUCUAGUCUAGGACUUUAUGCAGAUGGCAGGGGGGUGGCUGGUUUAAUCCGAGGCAGGGUCAGUCAAUUGGCUUCUCACUGAGGGAAAUUUCUAUUAAGCAGUCGACAGAUUGGAGUCUCUUUCGUCCAGGCAGGUGGCACAAAGGUUGCUCAGAACAAUUCAUCUGGACUGCUGGAUAAACAGCCAAAAGCAAGCGUGUCCUAUUGCCAGAAAGUCAUUGGAUGCCUUCUAUAGGAAGGACAGUGGCACUUCCUUCCACCCUAGAAGAUAGUGGCACUUCCUUCCACCUGUCACCGAUGUAAUAGAAUCCUUAACAAGUAAUACAUAUUUUACUGCCUAGCUCUUACCUGAUCCCCCAAUUUUGGAUACAGAUGAUAAGAAUCAUGGCUGCAUUUUAGUUUCAGAGGCAGCAAUUAAUUCCUGAAAACUACCCCAACAGGUUUAUUAAAUUCUGAGUGUUCAAUCAUCCAUCUAUUCAGACUGUUUUCAUUGCCUGAUCAUUUUGUACAUGGGCUAGUUGGAAUUUACCUUGGCCAAAUUAACCUUCUUCUUCAUAAUGCAAAUUGACAGCAUGAAUUGGAUUUGAGUGGGAAGGAUUAAAGUGCUCGGAUAAAUUCACUCAUUUAUGAAAUGAACAUCUAU
This is a messenger RNA of Gorilla gorilla gorilla (western lowland gorilla), 7410 nucleotides long. It is a transcript of the gene SMPX, whose product is annotated as small muscle protein X-linked. The transcript is spliced from 5 exons. Bases 292 to 558 code for a protein of 88 amino acids. Gene Ontology annotation, cellular component: muscle tendon junction; costamere; M band. NCBI's taxonomy places the organism in Eukaryota, Metazoa, Chordata, Mammalia, Primates, Hominidae. The record is from RefSeq and is a predicted model, not a curated record.